This is a messenger RNA of Colletotrichum gloeosporioides, 1257 nucleotides long. RefSeq lists its product as uncharacterized. The transcript has 4 exons. NCBI's taxonomy places the organism in Eukaryota, Fungi, Ascomycota, Sordariomycetes, Glomerellales, Glomerellaceae. The record is from RefSeq and is a predicted model, not a curated record. Bases 1 to 1257 code for a protein of 418 amino acids.
AUGCAUCGCCAACCAUGGCCCACGACUCGUCCGCCUGUCCAGGUUCAGCUACAGGACCGAGACAACGCUACUGCCUUGAUCAAUGCGAACAGUGUCCGUCAUAAUGCCGGAAUAUCACUCCAGGGUAAACACUUCGACGCCAUAUCCUUCCCCUCCACGACCUCCACCACAACUCCAGCCUCCAAGAAGUCAAACGACGAGGUUGAAAGUCACAGCCAGACUGCGAGUGUCACUAGCAGCAGAUUUGCAACACCAGCUUCAGGACCCACAGUCGGCUCUAUCAACCCCUUCGAUCUAUCUACAACCUCUUCAAGUACGCCUCGCCAUGUUCUCAUUCGCGUGGAUGGUGAUGCCGGCUCCUACCUCGAUAGUGUCACUGGCCAACCGGCAUUUCAGGAACAGAAUCUCCCUUCGGAGUUAAAUGGCUCAUUGUCGGUUAGUAACGGGGACCCGAUUCAGACGGGCUGGAGUGUGGACUAUGCUGGCCUGUCCCGUACAUCCCGAGAUUAUGGCAAUGGAAUCGGCUGGCGAUUGCAGGAAGCCGAGGCCGUCGCCGACCCUCACCAGACGUGUAGUUGGCCCCGGAAAUUUGUCUGCUCAUUGUGCUCGUUACGAUGGAAUGCCGUUCCCCUACCAGCAAAAGUUAUCCGCGGCGAUGUCAGUCAGAAAGACAGGAUCGACUUAAGAAUCCCGAAUCCGACAGAUGCUAAGAGAGAUCCAACCUUCUCUCGACCCGGAUGCUCCGAAAUUGCUGAGCCGGGGUAUCUCAAAGAGAUUUACCGCUGCAUUAUGGACAACUGUGCAUUUCUAACAGACACCAGACGGGAGAUGAAGGCUCAUCUACAUUCCCCAAGAAAGAACGGCCAUAAAGCGUAUCUCACGGGCUUAGCCAAUCGCAUUGAGACUGGGCAGAUGCUCAGUGCCAUUGAUAAGGAGAUAUCGUCGCGUCUGAUGCUCAUGUUUAACGAUAGGGACGCCCGAGGACAAAAGUCCAUCUCGCAACCCAUCAACACCGUUCUGGGCCCAGAGGAUAUCAGCAGCCCCGCGGUACUACGCGAACACACGCAGUGGAUGUCCUAUCUUGGCCUGCAUACGCCCGAGCUUCACCGACGUGACUUUUUUGAUCCGAGGACAAACCAGUGGUACUACCGAGAAUACAACCUUGACGACGAUUUCGAGGACGCAUGCGAGAACACCAGGGUUAUAUCUCACGCCACCGGCCGUGCUGUAAGGACAAGCGACUUUCUUUGGCGAUAG